This is a messenger RNA of Mesorhabditis spiculigera, 1728 nucleotides long. The record is from the annotation of a GenBank genome assembly. NCBI's taxonomy places the organism in Eukaryota, Metazoa, Nematoda, Chromadorea, Rhabditida, Rhabditidae.
AUGGGCCAGCGGAUGGCCAAGAAUCGGAUGGAGACCGGCGUUCGGCUGUACCACGCCCGAAAGCCCGCCCAGGCCGUCGCAAAAUGGAAAACCGCGCUGACAAAGCUUACAAAUCCGGAUGAGCGAUUUAUCACGUUGGGCUAUUUAGCGCAGGCCUACUGCGAUUCCGGGGAGUACGAGUUGAUGCUAAAUUACGCACUGCAGCAAAUCGAGCUGGCCAACCAGCACGACGACGACUUCAUGAAGAGCGAGGGAUUCUUGAACCUGGCGAAGGCCUAUGAGAGACUUGCUGAUUUUACGAAGGCGCUUUCAUACGGAAAAGCCAGCAACCAACACCCAAGCAUGGACCCGAGGACGCCGGGAUACGCGCAUCUAGCCAUGGCCAUGGCACAUCUAGGAUUUUCGCAAUUUCAGCAAUCUUUGGAGAGCUUUGAGGAGUCGAUGAAUGUGGCGAACGAGACGUCGGAUCGAUUAUUGGAGCUUCAGAUUUGCGUCGGGCUCGGGUCGCUGUUUACGUUAUUGAGAGAUCUCACCAAAGCCCUUAUCUUUCUCCGAAACGCGAUGACGAUCGUCGAAUCGGUUACCGUAGAUGAUGUACACGCUAAAUACCGAUGCACCAUUCUCUACCACUUGGCCGUCGUGCUCCGGAUUCGGGGUAGUCUGUCGGAGGCGAAGGAUGCUUGCAAUGAAGCUCUCUCCUUGUGCGCAGACAGCGGAAAUAAAGCGCUACACGCCAGAUGUAUGGCCUGCCUGGCUGACAUCUACAGGGAGCUGGGUGAAAGUGAGGCGAAGGAGACGUUGACGAAAUCCUGGGCCCGCUACGAGGACGCUUUUCGGGUGAUGCGACAGACGAACGACCGGAUGGGCGAGGUGAUCGUACUCGGCUCGAUGGCCAAAUCCGCCUCGGAAAGCCGUUCCCAUUACACGGGCCAAUGCGAGUGCCAGGCCAUCCAGCUGAAUAAAAAGUGCUUGGAAAUCGCGAGGGCUAUCGGAUGUCGGCACGUGAUGCUAAAAUGUCACGUCCGGCUCGCCGAGCUCUACUCGCAGCUGAACGACGAGGACUCGGAGGAGGUGGCGAGGAAAGCGGCCAGUUCGUUGACCCAGGAAAUGGAGCUGUUCUGCAACUUUUGUGGGCAGCGUUUCGGGCUGAAAGACGAGUGCCUACAGGCGCUGCGGUGUUCCCAUAUUUUUCACGAAAGAUGCCUGCACACCUUCCUUCUCGAGCGUGCCGAUCAGACGUGUCCGAAGUGUCGAUGCCGGGCCAUCCUCUCGGAUAACAUCUCAAUGCGCACUCCGUCGAUAUGUAGCACUGCGGAACUGCAUAGUCCUUCCACCUCUUUCUUCCCACCGAUCGGUGGCGUCAAAACACCUCUGGUCGAGGCGGUAACGUUCCGGAAAAAGUCCAGCAUCGACGAAAAAGAUGGCGACAAGACGCCGACCUUGGAACAAAACCACGUUCCCCCAUCGCAGCAAGAACUGGAAUAUUUGGACGAGACGUUGCAGAGGUUGUCGAAGCGCCAGGAAACAUCUACACCAACGGAACGGCAGACCGGAAGGCCGGAUGGGACAAUAAUACUGAAGAAAAAGCCGCCACCACCGCCGAGGAAACCUUGCUGUACUCGAGAGUCCCUCCCCUCCUCGAGCCUCAUCUUCACCCUCCCACCCCCGACGGCUCUGAGUGAAAAUGGCCCCUUGGUCGUCUCCAGGGCCCCGACGAUCACCGACGUC